UUUCUGAUCUAAUAGGACAGAUUUUUUAUUCACAAACAAAUGAUUGCAAUUCUUAAUGAACUUAUCUUAACCAAGGAAUAUUCAUAUUUCUUUUAGCCUGGUAACUUCUGUAGAUUAAAUGGUGAAAGCUCGAUUUUCAUACAAUUGUAUUACCUUUAAACUAACCGUUACUGUUAGCCUUUUGUUUUAUAUUUACUUUGCAUCUAUUUAACUUUCAUUUUAUUUUAUGUUAACAUUAACCAAAUUGUUUAUUUAUUUUGAUUUAUUUUUUAAUCCGUGAAUAUUUAGUUUCUCAAAAUCAACCGUUUCAACCGUUACAAUUAACAGUGCAUGAAACUACUAGACAUCAAUGUCAACCUUCACCAUGGACAAAAAGGAUUCAGUCCAACAAGCUAAACUGGGUAAAGUAAAAAAACCAGGAAUGUAGUAAAUUUUAACUAAUACAAUCAUCAUUAUCUUCAUAAUCAUCAUGAUCAUCAUCACCAUCAUCACCCACUUAUUCAACUUUAAACAAGUAAACAUGGUGAUAAAGCAAGCAAUAGUAGCAAAUCAAUGUGUAAUUGUCAUCGCUACUUUACGCCCAUGAUUGAUGGUAAAUCAGCUGAAGAGGAAGACCAGUCAACACAUACACACAGUCAAAUUACUGUGUAUAUUUUAUUGGUUAAAAUACAUGUUACUGACAUUGGUAGAUGAAAGUAAAGUCAAAAAAUAUGCUCUACAGUAUGUGUAAAGGGAACAUUUAUCAUGGUAUAUUUGGAAGACCAUUUUGGAUGAUGAGGAGAGAUGAAUGAAAAAACAUAGUCUCUAUUUGUAAGCCGAUGUGGACAGUGGAUCAUCUUUACACCAAUAUAUAUAUAUUUUUUGAAAUAUAUUGUCAAAAAAAAUAUAUUGGAAAGUUGGUUGAGUACUAUUAUCAUUAUUACACUAAACAUUGAUGGCAAAGGAUAAGGUAAAAGAUGUUGACAAGAUUGGCACUUUAGAGGAAUCAAAAAAUGAUAAUAAUGGAGGCAAGACGAGGUGAAAAAACAAAAUGCUUACUCUUCAAAGGAAUCACAAUGGACUGUUCGUGCCUUUACAACUUCACAUUCCCCUGUUUGUCUGGUGUAAAAUGUUUACUCGACUGUUGAUUCCUGUUGAUUACAAGUUUAAAAAUCAUUGUUCCAAUAUAUUUUUAAUCAUUGAAAUGUCGCCUCAUUAUCAAGUUAGAUGACACAAAUAAUUUCAAGCUUCAUCUUUUCCCUUCUUUUUUUAUUUAUUCAAUUCACGGUUUCAUCAGUUGGUCCCCAUCAUUCAGUUAAAUUAUCAAAUCACCCUAAUGGCAAUCAUCAUCAUUAUCACUGUAUUUUCAUCAUCACCAUAAUCAUCAAGUGCAGUUAAAUAUUUGCUCGAGAAUCUUUCAAAGUUAAAAUGAAAUCUCAAAUUGUCAACAUCUAAACAUUUUAAGGUCUAGGAUGAAGCUUUAUGCAUAAAUCUUGAAUUUUACCUUGCAGUUUAACUCCAAUGUUAAUCAAAAAUGGCAACAAUCAACUAAUAAUAAAGUUGAUAUUGAUGGUGAAAGCGCUUGCGUCCAAAAUUUACACAACUAACUGAUCAUUUUCAUCAGCCAAAUGAUGAUGUUCAUCUCACUCUGAACCAUCAUCCGUCUUUUUUUCAUCACAAGUUUGUCCAAGUUUAGUUUGUUAUUGAAACUUGCAAAAAUAAAGCCACUAAAUCACAAUACAAAUCACCUUUUAUACUCAACUUUGCUUACAAUUGGUUUACUUUGUAAAGUUACAUAUGAUUUAAUUGACUGUUGUGUUUCAAUUUGUUAACAACAAUCGGACUAUCAAGUGAAAAGUUUCAAUGAAAUUUGAUUAUCUCUAUCCGAUUAACAAUAGUUACAGUUUUAAUUUGCCUUUAUUUAAACUGAAACCCGAUGUUAACCUAAAAGAGAUAAUUGUAUUUAUUGUGAUGACAUUUUUCCUGGUUGAAUGUCAACCAUCAAACUAUUAUUUACCCAGCAAUCCUAACCAAAACCAUCAACCUGCUUACCAUAGUUUAAAUCCAGAAAGGCCAGAGUUUAUUAAAAGUAUACCUAAUUUAUCAAUUGUUACUGGUAAAGACGCUGUUAUGAGAUGUUCUGUUAAAAAUUUAGGAAACAAUAUUAUUUCUUGGCAUCAUUUAGAAACCAAUUCUGAUCUCACCAUUAAUAAACAAGUUUUAUCUUCCAAUCCUCGGAUUAAAAUUAAACAGGAUAAAAAUGAUUGGCUAUUAAUAAUAAAUAACGUUUCACUGGAGGAUAGAGGCUUUUAUAUUUGUCGUAUCAAUUGGCUUGAACCUAAGUCACAACUUGGUUAUCUAAAUGUUGUCGAGCCUCCAAGAUUUGAUGAAAGCUCAUUUACAAGUGGCAGUGAAACAACGGUUCGAGAAAAUAGUAAUUUAACGUUAACUUGUCGUGCUUCCGGUAAUCCGAGUCCAACAAUUGAAUGGCGUCGUGAAGAUGGUCGGCCAAUAUAUCAAUCAAGUCCAAAAGGAUUGUAUCCGGAGACAGGUGUGCCUUCGGUUAUUGGUGAAGAACUGAGUUUCACCCCAAUAACCAGAUGGAACAUGGGUUCAUAUCUUUGCAUUGCUUCCAAUGGUGUACCUCCUUCAAUAAGCCGUCGAGUGAUAAUCUAUGUCCAAUUUGCUCCAGUAAUUAGGAUACCUUCAGUAAGUGUUACUGGAACCAAAGGUGCAAAUGUAACUCUACAAUGCUCAAGUGAAUCAAGUCCAAUUGCUGAUCACAGUUGGCUUGAUCAAACUGGUAAACUUAUCGGUUCCUCUGGUUUACCCAAUCUGAAAGCUGCCAAUAAACAAAACAACAAAACGUCUGUCGAUGCCAAAACCAGUUUAAAAUACACUAUUCAAUUAAUUAAAACGUACCACUUCAAGAUUACCUAUCAAUUGACCCUCACUGACCUAGACUAUGGAGACACAGGUCGCUACAUUUGCCAUGCGAAAAAUAUUCUUGGAUUUGCAAAGUCAAGCAUUUUCUUGCAAGUUAAGGAUUAUUCAAAAGCAAUUGACAAUUCAAUUUCAACAAAAGACGAUAACAAUUUGGAUUCAGAUUCGGAAGCAAAUAGCGCUGAGAUUGACAAUUCAACCGUACUUCAACCUUCCGAGUUAACCACAAUUGCACCCAAAACCAGUUGGAUUUCAAGUGAUGUCACCUCGACCAGUGAAGUCAAUUCAAAUGAAUCAAUCAAAGAUUCUGGUUCAAUUUUGCUACCAAUCAAAUCAACUCUGAUUACUUUAACAAUCUUAUUGAAUAAUUUAUUGUUCAAAUAAAAGGCUAAACCGCAAUUUCAAUUGUUAAACACUUUGUUUUACCUGAAAAUAACAAAAUUUUAAAACUGUCAAUUAAACUCCAAUGAGAAUCAACUCCAAA
Molecule: messenger RNA, 3406 nt
Organism: Tetranychus urticae (two-spotted spider mite)
Lineage: Eukaryota; Metazoa; Arthropoda; Arachnida; Trombidiformes; Tetranychidae
Product: limbic system-associated membrane protein
Cellular component (GO): neuron projection
Source: RefSeq, a predicted model, not a curated record